Molecule: messenger RNA, 1035 nt
Organism: Penicillium griseofulvum
Lineage: Eukaryota; Fungi; Ascomycota; Eurotiomycetes; Eurotiales; Aspergillaceae
Exons: 2
Coding region: 1-1035 (344 amino acids)
Molecular function (GO): hydrolase activity
Source: RefSeq, a predicted model, not a curated record
AUGACGCAAAUCCCAAUCGUCGACUCUCACAUCCACCUCUUUCCAGAAACACACCUAAAAACCCUAGCCUGGCACAACACCAACAACCCCCUCGGCAAGCAACACAGCGUAAACGAAUACCGCCACGCAACAAACUCAACCCCUCUCCAUGGCUUCAUAUUCCUCGAAACAGACCGCCUCUCCUCAACAAACCCCUCCCCACCAAACCACGGCUGGCAACACGCCCUAGACGAAGUCUCUUUCCUAACACGCAUAGCCCGCGGCACACCAAUCCCAGACGAAGGCCACGUCCCAAGCGACAAGGACCUCUGUCUGGGCAUUGUGCCGUGGGCGCCUGUGCCCGGCGGACCGGACGCGCUGAGCGCGUAUAUGCAGCAGGUGCGUGAGCGGACGGGUGAUGUUUGGGGGAAGGUUCGGGGUGUUCGGUAUCUAGUUCAGGAUAAGGAAGCUGGGACGAUGACUGGGGAUGGGUUUGUUGAUGGGUUGAGGUGGUUGGGGAGGGAGGGGUUGGUUUUCGAUCUUGGGGUUGAUGCUAGGUCUGGAGGGUUGGGACAGUUGAGGGAGGCGGUUGAGAUGAUGGGGUUGGUUUAUGCGGAGGGGGAGGGGGUUACGAUUGUUAUUAAUCAUUUGUGCAAGCCGAAUCUUCGGUUGGAGGUUGAGGAUGUUCGGUCUCAUUCUGAGUUUCUUGAGUGGAAGGAUCUUGUGAGUGAGAUGGCGAAGAAGAGGACUUAUAUGAAGCUUUCUGGGGGGUUCUCGGAGCUUUUACCGCUGGAGGAGGAGGAGGUGGAUUUUGGGGCUAUUGUUGAUCGUGUGCAGCCGUGGACUGAUGUUGUUUUUGAUGCUUUCGGCGCGGAGCGUGUUAUGUUUGGAUCGGAUUGGCCGGUUUGCAAUAUUGGGGGUGGUGGGAAUGAUGUUGCUUGGGGUAGAUGGAGACGUGUGGUGGAGGAGAUUUUGGAACGGAGGGGACUGUCUGAAGAACAGAAGAUGGGUGUAUGGGGAUCUGUUGCUUUGCGUGCUUAUGGUAUAGAGAUCUAG